Messenger RNA from Spirodela intermedia, 5933 nucleotides. NCBI's taxonomy places the organism in Eukaryota, Viridiplantae, Streptophyta, Magnoliopsida, Alismatales, Araceae. The record is from the annotation of a GenBank genome assembly.
AUGGGAAGUAGAAAAGCUGGGGUUGGCGUCCAGGAUGAUAGGGAAGUGGCGAGCCGGAUGUCGAGCUUGGUGCCUCCACUGGCCGUUUCGCCGGCAACGUAAUCAGUUCUUGUCCCUUUAAUCAUUUUGUUUUCGCUUUUCUCCUAUAAAGCUAUGCUUCAUCAGUUGCCCAUCUAUCGUCCAUGUUUCAUAAUGUAAUGUAUACAGUUCCUUUUUUUAAUGUUCCAUGUUGGUGAUUGACAGUUCCUUGGAUUCAGAUCAGCUCUAGCUCUCGCAUAUUUUAGAAAACAAAAAAAAAAAAUCACUCUUACUUGAUUUUUUGUUGUUGUUGUUUUAAGCCGGAAAGUGAAAGAGAAUGCCUAUGGUUGCUGAAUUUGAAAGGAAAUAUUAAAAAAACCGUGCUUAGAUUCGUAUUCAUGUCAAGACCGUUCGAUGAAUUUUUUAUAGAUAUUUUGGUCAUUGACAUUGAGGUUAGGGUUAGGGUGACUAUGAUGAGAUGAGAUGAGAUGAGAUGGGUAGCAGGGGUUGGUUUCUGAAUAAAGUUAUCGAGUUGCAGAUCAUUGUGAUGUAUAAGAUUUGACUGAGAUACGUUGUUCACGAGGGAGAUGCUUUUCUGUUCCCCAAAUAAGAUAUGUGAAAUAUGGACGCAUGGUCUUAUGGUGAAAUCUCGGCCAAACUGAUGCAUGAGGUCUUUCUUCACAUGAAGCGAAGCAUGGAUAGUUGUAGAAUUGCAUCUCAGGUUGCAGUGUACAUUAAUCCAGGUUCCCAGAUUCCCAAUAGGCAAAACUCUAUCUCUUCCAUCUUCUUCUUAACCUUUGAACAACCCUAUUGACGGGCUGGUUUUACUGUCAAAAACCUUUGUAAUAUCAUAGGUUCAGGAAGGUGAGAUUCAAGCAUUUCUUGGGUGGAUGGCAAUCCACUGUACACUUGAAAAUGGAUCUUACAUAGGCAGGCAUCCCUGAAAUGCUAGUAUCUUUUAACUUAAGUUAUUAGAUGACCGAUGGGGGUGAUAGGCUUUUUCCUUGUUGAUCAUUGUCGUAUCAGCUCCGAACCCUUCAUCUCAGUGGGAUAUGCUGUGUAGGCGACUUGACCUAUAUGAAGAUUUGUGAUAAUUUUUGGUUCCAAACUCGAAAGAAACAUGAUAAUCUUUGAAAGUUCGUUAACUUUAGGAAAGAUUGUGUUUUUCCACUUAUUAUAGCUGGGGAUUGCCCUCAGUGUGAUCAAAGCAGAAACCAAUCGUCACCCAGUGUCUUUUCUUCUUUAACGCCGGUCUUUUCUAUGCGAAGUAUUGUCUAGAUUUGUUGAGUUUGUUAGAAUAUCACUUUGGAAGAUGUGUAUUUUUUCUUCUUUUAAGUUGUUUACAAUGAGAUGGUUAAUCAUCCUUCUGAGAGUUGGAGGUUCAUUGAGGAACUCUACCAACCUUGGGAAGGAUGUCGAAAUAACCUGAGGCACACCAAAUCCUGUAGAAAAGCUCAAAGGGGGUAUCCUGUAGUUCAUGUUAAUACUCUUCACCAUGGUGAAUCUUUGACGUGUGGAAUCUGGUUUCUUGAAAUGUUAACCUGCGAUGUGUUCUUCUUGCAUUGAUCUAGACUUCGGGCUUUGUGAAUUUUAUCAUAUUUAACUCCAUUAUUUUUCUUGCCUUGACAGUGGUGCAGAAGGAAAGAAUAUGCCCCCUUCCCAAGUUCCUGAUUUUGGAGCGCGUGAACGAUCACUAGGAUUUGGCCUACAACAUCCUGGUAACCUCAGUAGAGGUCUGCUUCUGGUCGCUAACUUUGGCUUGAGACUAAUAAAUGCAUCAUCAUCAUCAUAAAGCUCGUUCCAUGAUUGACCCUCAAUUUUGAUGAUAUGAACAACGUUUUCUGUUGAGUUUCUCCGGAGGUCCACAAGGGAGCUUGUGUUAAUAAACUAUUCAUCAUCAGAGCACGACGCAUGUAAUAUUUGCUGUUUGCUCUUUGGCAGUGGAUCGUUGUCAUUAUUAUCCCUGUCUCCUUGUUGUAUAUGCGCUUGCGAACUCAUAAUGAGACUGGGAUUUGAGCGUAUUCGAGUAUGAGGGAAUCUAGUUAGGAGUACUCGUUUAUGUGGAUUGAAUAUAAUAUGCAUUGCUCCUUGUGAUUUGGUCUCAUUAUGCGCAUUUUCUUGUUCCAUGGUGACACAGAUAUCUUCAACUUAAAGUUUAGUGGACAGACGGUUGCCUCUAAUUCUCUCAGAUAUGAUGCCGUGGGUAAAGUGAGUUUUGGCUACAAUGUAAAUAUUAUGACAUGAUCGCUUAUUUUUCUCGGUUUAAUAGAAAAAAAAUCUGUUUUUAUUUGUUGGGCAGGCAUUAUCUUCCCCUGAUGCAACUCCCUCAGACAGCAGGAGUGAAUCUCUUCCCUCCUCACAGCAAAAGGCGGCACAGAAUUUUCCAUCCCUUCCUAGUGGUCACUUUGAAAACUGGGGAGAUUCUGCCGUGGCAGCUGAAACAAGCCCAAGGACUGAUACUUCGACGGAUGUUGAUACUGAUGAGAAGAGUCAAGGGGUGAUGCUCCUGUGACCCGGUCAUCUUGUUACAUACAUGUCAUGAUCAUAACCCUAGGGAAGUAGGGCUGCUUAUCUGAGUUGAUUUAUGGAUAUUUCAAUUGCCUAUUACCACUGGAAGUUCUUCGUUUUAGCGAAUAAUCAUGACACAUCAGCCUCUCGAUGAAAUUGAUUGCGAUGCUAUUCGUAUGAUGUCGGUCAGAGUGGGGGUUUAAAUGUGUAGGAUGUGAUCGGCUUGUGAUAGGAAAUCGUUUUUUUUCUUUGGUGAGAGUAGAGCCUCCUUAAUUCACUGUUUUUUGCCUUUGUGUAGCAAGCCGGCUAGAUAAUAUAUUUUUCUCACAAGUGAUAGGUCUAGAGAUUUGUUUCAUUCGCUGGCAUUUGGAAGUUUUCCAUAGUUUUCUCUGUGAUAGAGAUCGAAUAUUGUGCUGCCUCAAAUUUGUGAAAGUUACUAUUUGGAGGCAUUUAUGCACUGAUGUGUACAAUAUUUUUCUCCAGCAGAAAGGAUAAGGUGAUUGGGUUCCCGAAUAACACCCAUUAUAUUGGAGUAAUCCAUCUGAGUGCCAUGCUGCGUUCUUAUCUCUGUUUGAAUAUUCAGAGAAAAGCAGUUUCUGGUUGUCGUAAGUAAUAUGAUAUUCAAUUUGAAAUUUAGCUGAGAAUAAUUUUCAUGUGUUUUGUGCGAGUGGAACAAAAAUCUUCAAACAUCUUAUAAAGUUCUAAAAGGAAAAUAUGACGACAUAGCCAUUUGUCUGAAUUCUUUCACAGCUUUUUGUCUGGAUUCUUUGUUCUCAUCAAUGGUACCUGUAGUCGUACGGUGUGGAGGUGGGAAUAUGAUCUCCAAUGCGGAGUCACUUGUCUUAGUGUACUUUAUCUAGCUGUCUUCUUGUGUUCCUUUGUUGUCUUUCAUGAUCUACAGAGUAAAGAUCACAAAGUUUGACGAAGUCACAAUUUUUCUUUUUUUUGAAGAAUGUGCCGAAUGAAUCUUUCUAGAUUUAUUCCGUUUUUAAACAAUGGUUCUUGGAUAAUUUAUUUUAAUACCAAUGGCCCAAUGAUUUGCUAAGUUCUCCACGCAGAUAAACUUAAUAAGACACUUUAGACUGGAUACUGACGUCUGAAUAUGUCUCUGCUCGUUACUUCCAGUUUCACGCCAGUUUCUGUGACUGUGGUUGUAAGUGGUGUGAUAUGUUUGAUUCUUGCAAUUUUAGGCCAGGUGAGUGAGGAAAUUCCUGUCGCCCAGGAGACUGUCAAAGAAAGCUGAUGAUUUAUUCAGAGAGUUAUCCAUCUAACGGUGUCAUUUUAUUGUGAGGAUGAAGUCAUAUAUUUCUUGUAACCUAUUCUUCUUGCAAUGUUGGAAUGAAUACAGUUUUCUUUUCGAUGCUUACCUUGGUUUAUUUCAAUGAGAAUGAUGUCCUUAAUAUUCGAUUAGUAUUUAAACCAUAUAUUGCUGCACGUUUACUUGUAUCAACCACAUGAUUUUGCAUGCAAUCAACAUGCCUAAGAUUUGGGUCCAUAUGAAUUCAUUUCUGACUGAUGCUUGAUAUUUUUGUCUGUGGGUUUGAAACUGGACAGAAAAAUGCCAUGGUAGCUGUUUCAGAUUCUAGUGACAGGUCAAAGGAAAAACCAGGGGACCAAAAGGUGGCGGACGAGGCUUAACAAUUAAUAUCUUUUUUUGAUUAUAAAAAUUUCUGCGGAUUAUUUUUUAUUUUCCAAAUGAGUUAUAUAAUUGCAGGGUAUUUUUCAUUUUUCAGACGCUCCGUAGGCUUGCCCAGAAUCGUGAAGCCGCCAGAAAAAGUCGUUUACGAAAGAAGGUAUGGUGCUAAUUUAUUGAAUGGCUAUCUUGUUGUUCCAUUGACAGUGCUUCUGACACAGCUUAAUCACAUUUACUGAAAAAUAUCUGAGCUAAUUUGGUAAAUGGCACUGCUUGGCAUCACCAUGCUCAUCGCCGUGUAUUCUUGCAUUGUUUAAAUAUGAUCUCGAUAAUCCAAAGUUCAUGGGCUGAAAGUCCUCUUUACUUGUUUUCAUCUCCAAAGGCAUACGUCCAGCAGCUGGAGAGCAGUAGGCUGAAGCUUAACCAACUCGAGCAGGAGCUGCAAAGGGCUCGCCAGCAGGUAUGACCAUCCCUUCCUUUUAAUGGGCGCUCUGAUUUGGUUGCUUUUUUUGACGAGUUCUUGAUUCAUUGGUUUUCCUUCCGCAGGGGAUUUUUAUUUCUAGUUCAGGAGACCAAUCCCAUCCAUCGAACGGAAACGGUGGCCUACUCGAGACGAUCAUAAAUAACUUGUUUUUGAUUCUGUGUUUGAAUCUAUAUGUGGAUUCCGACGUAGAUCAGCGACCGUCUCCGGUGCUUCAAGAACCGGCGUUCAUCUUCUCCUCUUUAUGAAUUUACAGGGGCGUUGACCUUCGACGUAGAGUAUGCGCGGUGGCUGGAGGAGCAUAACCGGCAGAUUGGUGACCUGAGGACGGCGGUGAAUGCCCAUGCGAGCGACAACGAUCUCCGCAGCAUCCUCGACAGCGUCAUGGCGCAUUAUGAUGACAUUUUCAGGCUGAAGAGCAUAGCCGCGAAGGCCGAUGUCUUCCACAUCCUGUCGGGCAUGUGGAAGACCCCCGCCGAGCGGUGUUUCCUGUGGCUGGGCGGCUUCCGAUCCUCUGAACUCCUCAAGGUUUGGCCAUGAAUUUGGAUUCUGAUCAUCUGAGAGAGGAUCACAAGCAUUUGAGACAAACGUUCCGUUUUUUGACGAAUUAUGUGUUAAUUAAAGCACUUCUUGUUGGCUCAGCUUCUCGUGAGCCAUCUGGAGCCUCUCACGGAGCAGCAGAUGGCCGGAAUCUGCAACCUGCAGCAGACAUCCCUUCAGGCGGAGGACGCUCUGUCUCAGGGGAUGGAAGCGCUGCAGCAGUCCUUGUCCGAGACUCUAGCUUCUGGGUCCCUUGGCACUGCCGGGUCAUCUGGAAAUGUUGCUAACUACAUGGGUCAGAUGGCCAUGGCGAUGGGAAAGCUCGGUACGCUGGAGAACUUCCUUCGCCAGGUACUUCUGCUGUUCCCCAAUCUCACCUCAGCGCCUUACACCAGGAGAUCUUCCUUCCCUACCUUGCUCAUCCAAACAGGCCGAUGUAAAUCAUAACCACAUCCUUUCCCAUGUUGCCAGAAGAAAUGAUGGUAUUCUUGUUCUGAUUCUUCACACAUCCUCUCUCUCUCUGUCUCUCUGUCUCUCUCUCUCUCUCUAUAUAUAUAUCAUUUGGUUAUCUGUUUUCUACUUACUUUCAAGGUUUCUUCUUGCCAGGCAGACAAUCUGCGGCAGCAAACCCUUCAGCAGAUGCAUCGCACCCUGACGAUUCGGCAGUCGGCGCGUGCUCACCUGGCGAUCAACGACUACUUCUCGCGGCUCCGGGCACUUAGCUCGCUCUGGUUGGCCCGGCCCCGAGAGUGA